AUGGCUCUCGACGAAGCUACCUCGCCGACGGCGGACUCGCCCAUCGACUUCCAGAACUCGCGCAAGCACGAAGGCGGGAAGCCCCUGCCCACCGACUCCAUGGUCACCGUCCCUCUGUCGCCCACCGAGUCGAGCAACCCCGUCCAGAGCCUGGACGCUAUUGCCGACAAGCCAGAGAUCACCGUCAACAAGACGCGCGACAGCAGAAUAGGGGCCGCUGCCCCGAGCUUGGACGAAGUCAUCGUGGAGAAGACCGAAGAGAAGAAGAAUGAUACCCCGGAGGACAGCGCAGAGAGGCCCAGAAGCAGACCAUCCACCAUCGUCCGCUCCCGCAGCGGCAGCUCAGGCUCCGCCGAUUCGGGCGGCAAGGUCGAUUGGGAGGAGCUUGAUAAGAAGGAAGAGCAGAUUGAGCAGGAUGAAGGCUCCGACGAGAGCACCGCACUCCUCCUAGCCAGACUUGAGCAGGAGAACCAGGCCAUUGCUACAGACCCCAAGAACGCCGCUUCCAAAGCCCGCUCGCGGAGCCAGUCGCGGCCGCCGUCGAUGAACCAGCUGAAGAAGAUGGUCGAGGACCAGAACAACUCCGAGAGCGUCCGCUUUUCUCUACUCCCCUCGCCGCCGCCCAUGACUGAGCUCGAGUUCUGGGCUGCGCUGGUUCGCGACUAUACGGGCACCGCUCAGCGCCUGCCUACCUUGACCUCGAACAAGAUCCGCGCCGGUAUCCCGGCACCUCUGCGUGGCGUGACCUGGGUCAGCAUGGCUGGCGCGCGCGACCGCGGCAUCGAGGAGCAGUAUGAGCGCCUGUGCACCGAAAGCAGCCCCUACGAAAACAUGAUCGGCAAGGACAUUGGUAGGAGCUUCCCCGGCGUCGAGAUGUUCAGGGACCCCGAAGGCGAAGGCCAGAAGAUGCUUGGCCGCGUCCUCAAGUGCUUCAGCUUGUACGAUGACAAGAUUGGCUACUGCCAGGGCUUGGGCUUCCUCGUUGGACCCCUGCUCAUGCAGAUGGGCGACAAGGAGGCCUUCUGCGUGCUGGUCCGUCUCAUGGAAGACUAUGACCUCCGUUCCUGCUUCCUGCCCGAUCUUUCUGGCCUGCACCUCCGCAUUUACCAGUUCCGCCGCCUGAUGCAGCAGCUCAUCCCCGAGCUCUACGCGCACCUCGAGACGAUGAACAUUGAGGCGGCCUACCUCUCGCAAUGGUUCCUGUCCUUCUUCGCAGUGACUUGCCCUCUUCCGAUGCUCUUCCGCAUUUACGACGUCAUUUUCGCCGAGGGUGCCUCCGAGACUAUCAUGCGCGUUGCGCUCGCCAUUAUGCGCAAGAACGAGCAGCGCCUCCUGGCCUUCACCGAGUUUGAGGACGUCAUCCAGCUGUUGCUGUCGCGCUCGCUUUGGGACCCCUACGGUUGCAACCAGCAGUCGGCCGAUGACCUCGUCAACGACUUCUGCAGCUUCACUAGCGUUGUCACCCGCGAGCACCUCCAGGCUCUCGAGGCCAGCUUCAGGGACGCCUCCAGCGACGAGACGGCGUCCAAGGGCUUCUUCCCCGAAGUCCAGAACGCGGCACAGAGGUUCUUGGGCCGCAUCUGGGGCCCCGACAAGAGGAACACUACCGCAACGCUCAGCCCGCCCGCAGACAAGCCGUCUAGGCCAGUCAGCUUCAUGAAGCGCACGGCUUCCAAGCAGAGCAUCGCGUCGACUCUCAACUCGGUCGAUGGCUCUGACAGCACAGGUAGAAGCCACAACAGCACGGCGACGGCCAUGACCGAGCUCACUAAUCGCGAAUCCUCAGCCGACGCCAUGUCGGUCAAGUCGAUGAAGAUAGGAAACGUUAGGAACACGAUGAUGUCGCACCACGACCGGGAUCUCCACAGCCAGAUCGAGGACCUCCUGACGGCGCUGAGCGAGAUGCAGCGCGAGCACGCUACUCUGGCGGCCGAGCUGCAGAAGGAGCGCGAGGACCGUCGUGAGGACCACCGUGUCGUGCGCAGCCUCGUCGAGCGUGUCAAGCAGGACAAGGGCAUCACCACGACGACCAAAGCGCAGCGCCGUCGCACCUCUCCCCUGAACAGCAUUGACGACCUCAAGAACAAGCGCAUGUCGACGCCGCCUUCGUUGACGUCCAACGAAGACUUCCAGGGCCUUGUCGAGAAGAUCGAAAUGCGCUUCCCGGCCAAGGCGCAGCACAACCGCAGCGCGUCCGUCUUCGAGACCAAGCAGUACCUCCGCGAAUCGCUGGCCCGUUCCAAGGAGCAGCUCCAUCUCGAGACGACGCGCUCGCAGUCGCUGUCCCGGCAGCUUCUGGACGCCGAGACCGAGACGGCAUCGCUGCGCACACAGUUGGACGAAACGCGGCACCGCCUGCAGGCCUCGAUGGUCGACCGCCAGCGUCUCGAGCGGAGCAUCCAGGACCUGAAGGCGGAGAACCAGAAAGCGCGCAAGGCAUCGACGUGGUCGGGCUCGGAGUCCGACGUGCCCAGCCUCACGCGGUCCGACACGGCCGACUCGAUAUCGUCAUCGACGUCGGGCAAGGGGCUGCGCGAGUUCAAGCUCGGCCGCAGCAACACCACCCGAUCCAUUUCGACGACCAAGACUCGCAACAGCUUCGGCCGCAUUGCGCCCACGCCCAACACUUCGGCCGUGGCGCCCGUCCCGCAGCGCAGCUCGAGCCCCCACACAUCGGCCUCGCCCAUGUUCGCCAAGCGCAGCUCGUCCCUCUCCGCGCACGCCGCCUUUUCGUCGUCGUCGCCGCCCCCCGAUCCCUCAAGCGACGAUGCCAUCCUGCUCGAGCUCGUCAACGCCAAGACGGCCGAAGCCGUCGCUCGCCAGGAACUCGAGGAGCUGCGCGCUCGCUUCGAGAGCAUGCGCAAGAUGCUGGGCGUCGCCACCCCGAGCCCCAACAGCUCCACCAGCGGCCUCACGCCCUCCAAGUCGGCGACCAGCGAGAACGGCUUCUUCACGUCGUCGAGUAAGCCGCCGGGCAGCUCGCACAGCACCGCCAGCACCAACAACAACACCGGUGGUGGCUUCUGGGGCUGGGGAAAGAGGAGCGUGAGCACCACGGCCGCCGAGGCCAAGUAA
Molecule: messenger RNA, 3075 nt
Organism: Lasiodiplodia theobromae
Lineage: Eukaryota; Fungi; Ascomycota; Dothideomycetes; Botryosphaeriales; Botryosphaeriaceae
Product: GTPAse activating protein
Exons: 3
Coding region: 1-3075 (1024 amino acids)
Source: RefSeq, a predicted model, not a curated record